AUGAAUCAACUUUUUUCGAAAUCUUCCAUCAGUAUCUCUCCAAAAUCAAAUGUGGAAUAUACUGUUGGUAGUAAAAGUGGCCGUCAAAUAUCACCGCUAUCGUGCUCCCCAUCAUCAAUCUCAAUUUCUACAAAUGCCUCCAACUCAAUAUUAGAUCACCCUUUGAUACUUCAUUGCCAGCCCACCUUCUCCUACGUGCCAAUACACAACAACAGUGAUGGUUCUUGGACUCCUGCUUCUUCAGAUAACGAACUAACGAUGCCAACAACUCCAACCUCGUCGGUGUUUACUCCCCUCGAUGACAAUUCAACAGAGUACAUGAGUUUUCCAAAUUUUGAAAAGUUCUCAGAUGAAAGUUGGACGGAAAUUAGGAUUGAAAAGUGUGAUCUGAACGAGAUACAGAUGGAAAGUUAUGACGAAAUGCUUGUAGGACCAUCCGACGAUAGGAGAAUUCAUUAUAUAGACUUUAUGCCUUCUUAUAAGGUUCAAGAUUACUUAGAAAUCUUCUUGGUACCAAAA
Acaulospora morrowiae is the source of this 519-nucleotide messenger RNA. Lineage: Eukaryota; Fungi; Glomeromycota; Glomeromycetes; Diversisporales; Acaulosporaceae. The record is from the annotation of a GenBank genome assembly.